UGUUUUAUCUUAUUCUAACUUUCAAAUAAUAUUUUUGCAAGUUUACCAAAGCUGAGAGAAACAACACAAAAAUAGUACGAUGUAUGAAAGCAUUUACAACAUAAGAUUACCAGAAGUAAAGCAGGAUUUAUGUAUUGCAAUUAUAGAAUGUAACAAAAGAGGACUGCUUCACUGUUCGAAAUGGUUGGCCGAAUUAAAUCAUGGUUUAUGUGAUAUUGAGAUUUCAAAAGAUUUUACUAAAAAUAUGAUGUCGGAGAUUAGUGACGAGGAUUAUGAUAAUUAUUGUGUUGCAAAAUCCUAUUAUGAUACAAGAGAAUAUGAUCGCGCUGCGUAUUUUACACGUAAUUGUAGUUCACCGGUUCCAAAAUUUUUGCAUUAUUAUUGUACCUACAUGGCGAAAGAAAAAAAACGAUUAGACAAUAUAACGGAUGCCUCAAAUUUAAAUAAUACUAAACAAGACAAAGGAUUUUCAGAUUUAUAUUCUAUAUUAAAGAGCGAAUAUAAUAAAAAAAGCUUAGAUGGGUACUGCCUCUAUUUAUAUGGAAUAGUUUUAAAGAAUUUGAAUUUAAAUCAAGCUGCAACUAAAGUUUUAAUUGAAUGUAUACAGACAACACCAAUGUUAUGGAGUGCUUGGAUUGAAUUAGCACCAUUAAUAGCAGAUAAAGAAAAAUUAUUAAGUUUGAAUUUACCAAAUCAUUGGAUGAAGCAAAUAUUUUUAGGUCAUGCUUAUAUUGAGUUGUAUCUUAAUGACGAAGGUUUUAAGCAAUUCGAAGCAUUAGAAGCAAUAGGAUUUGAAAAAUGUACAUACAUAUUAUCCCAAAUAGCAAUUGCUUAUCAUAACAAAAGAGAUGUAGAUAAAGCUAUAGAAACAUUUCAAAUGCUUCAAGAAGCUGAUCCGUACAGGCUAGACAAUUUAGAUACUUUUUCAAACUUAUUAUUUGUGAAAGACUUGAAAACUGAAAUGGCGUCAUUAGCGCACAAAGCAGUCGAAAUCAAUAAAUACAGACCGGAAACUUGCUGUGUUAUAGGAAAUUAUUAUAGCAUUAGAUGUGAACAUCAAAAAGCAAUUACAUAUUUUCAAAGGGCUUUAAAAUUAAAUCCACAAUAUUUAUCGGCGUGGACCUUAAUGGGACAUGAAUUCAUGGAAUUGAAAAAUACUAAUGCAGCCAUUCAAAGUUACAGGAAAGCAGUCGAAAUUUACAAACGUGAUUACAGGGCUUGGUAUGGAUUAGGUCAAGCAUAUGAAAUUUUAAAAAUGCAUUAUUACAGUCUAUACUACUUUAAAAUUGCACAUCAAUUGCGACCGUACGAUAGCCGUAUGUUAGUUGCUUUAGGUGAAACCUUCGAAAAAUUAGAAAAAAGCGCUAACGCAAUAAAGUGUUAUGAGAAAGCUUGUAAUGUGGGGGAUAUUGAAGGUGUCGCUUUAUUUAAGUUAGCAUAUUUACACGAAAAGUUGGGAAGUAUUGAAAACGCUAUACCCUCAUAUCGAUCAUACUGCCUGGAUGAAAGAGCUACAGUUGAUAAACAAUCAUUAUAUCACGCUUACAUUACAUUAGGAAAUUAUUACGAAAGCAAAGGAAACUAUGAUGAAGCAUCACAUUUUGCUUACAAAUGUUUGGAUUCAGAAGAAAAAAAAUCAGAAGCCAAAGCUUUACUUAAAACAAUUGAAAAUAAAAGAGCUCAAAAUGCUGCUGCGACGCAAGUAAUAACUGAAAAAUCAAUAAAUGAAACUGAUGCUGGUAUGAACACAAGUGAAAUGUCGUUUGCAACACCUUCUCGAGCUCGACCUGCUAAUGAAGAUACCGACAUUAUUCGAAUACAUAUUGAGGCAGAUUGGGAUUCAGAAACCGAUACAGGCGAAAAAAAUAAUGAAGAUUCUAUGGAUAUAUCUGUUUCUAUGGAUUAGAAAUUAUUUUUACAUAAUUUACUUAGUUUUUACAUAAUUUUGUUUAUAAAUAAGUAUAUUAAAAUACAAAAAUUUUUCUUUAUAAAAACGAAAAUUUUUAAAAUUUUGAUUUUGACCGAAAACCAAAGUAUGUAUA
Messenger RNA from Condylostylus longicornis, 2042 nucleotides. RefSeq names its product cell division cycle protein 23 homolog. Gene Ontology annotation, cellular component: anaphase-promoting complex. The record is from RefSeq and is a predicted model, not a curated record. The transcript is spliced from 4 exons. Gene Ontology annotation, biological process: cell division. Lineage: Eukaryota; Metazoa; Arthropoda; Insecta; Diptera; Dolichopodidae. Gene Ontology annotation, molecular function: protein binding. The coding region runs from base 80 to 1906 and encodes 608 amino acids.